Messenger RNA from Lolium rigidum, 348 nucleotides. RefSeq lists its product as uncharacterized. NCBI's taxonomy places the organism in Eukaryota, Viridiplantae, Streptophyta, Magnoliopsida, Poales, Poaceae. The transcript is spliced from 2 exons. The record is from RefSeq and is a predicted model, not a curated record. The annotation marks the transcript as partial.
AUGGAAUUCCAGUUCCGCGCCGGCGACGAGCCCAGCAGGCCUCCUCCGCCGGCGACAGACUCUGCGGCUACGUCGGCGGAUUCCCAGUCUGCGGCCACGCAUGUGCGAGAUAGCCACGGCGAUCACAGCAUGGGAUACCACGGGGAGAACGCCGGGCCUGUUCCGCCCCCGGCAUCUGACCCGGAUGAGCUGUGGCGACAGGCGGCCAAGGCGAGGAUAAGGGAGCGGAUCCUGCGGGAGGAGGCGGAGCUCGAGGCGCUCGAGGCGCAGGUCAGGCGUGAGCUCAUGGAGGAGCGCACCCCGUUGCUGCGAUCCGGACUGGGGCGGUCGGCGCGCUCUGGCGCGGCC